Cottoperca gobio is the source of this 4569-nucleotide messenger RNA. RefSeq names its product aldehyde dehydrogenase 5 family, member A1 (succinate-semialdehyde dehydrogenase) (gene aldh5a1). The record is from RefSeq and is a predicted model, not a curated record. NCBI's taxonomy places the organism in Eukaryota, Metazoa, Chordata, Actinopteri, Perciformes, Bovichtidae. Gene Ontology annotation, molecular function: succinate-semialdehyde dehydrogenase (NAD+) activity. Gene Ontology annotation, biological process: GABA catabolic process. Gene Ontology annotation, cellular component: mitochondrion.
UGAAGUGCUCUCCGGUGUCACGUGCUUCACGCGGCUUCUCCUCCGGACUGGUUGGAACCGACAGAAAGCAGCCGGAGCUUCUUCAGCCGACCUGAGGGGAGAAACGCAACCUUCAUCCCGCACACAGUGAGCGUCUCACACCCCCCCCCCCGCUGCAGACAUUCACUCCCAACAUGUCCACUUUCUGUGUGCUGAGGACUCGCUGCUUCCUCCGGCAGGUCCUCCCCGGCCUGCCCGCCGCCAUGCAGAGACACUACAGCCUGGAUGUCUCCGCUCCGCUGCUGCGGACGCAAGGCUACAUAGACGGCCGCUGGGUCUCCGCAGCCUCGGUGUUCCCCGUGCUGGACCCCGCCACAGGGGAGGAGAUAGCCCGGGUGUCCGACUGUGGCCCGGCUGAGGCCAAGCAGGCUGUGGACGCUGCGUACAAGGCGUUUCAUUCCUGGAAGCAGUACAGUGCUAAGGAACGCAGCGUCCUGCUGAGGAAAUGGUACGACCUGCUGACGCUGCACAAAGAAGAGCUGGCCAAACUGAUCACCUUCGAAUGUGGUAAGCCCAUGCAGGAGUCUCGUGGGGAGGUAGCAUACUCCGCCUCCUUCCUCGAGUGGUUUUCGGAGGAGGCUCGGCGAGUUUACGGCGACGUCGUUCCGUCUCCGGCCAGAGACAGAAAGAUCCUCCUCCUCAAGCAGCCUGUGGGCGUCGCCUCCAUCAUCACCCCGUGGAACUUCCCGAGCGCGAUGAUCACCAGGAAGGUCGGCGCGGCGCUGGCCGCCGGCUGCACCGUGGUGGUGAAACCGGCGGAGGACACGCCGCUGUCGGCGCUCGCUCUGGCUGAGCUGGCGGAGCAGGCGGGGAUCCCUGCCGGGGUGUUUAACGUCGUCCCCUGCUCCCGAGAGAAGACUCCGUCAGUCGGGCAGGUUCUCUGCACCGACCCACUCGUGGCCAAAAUCUCCUUCACCGGCUCCACCGCCACCCGGCAAGAGUAUUUUCUUAUCUGCUCUCAGCUGCUGCUCAAACUGGCUGCUGACACCGUGAAGAAGGCGUCCAUGGAGCUGGGAGGCCACGCCCCCUUCAUUGUGUUCGACAGCGCCGACGUCGACAAGGCCGUGGGCGGAGCCAUGAACUCCAAGUUCAGGAACUCUGGACAGACGUGCGUGUGUUCGAACCGCUUCCUGGUGCAGAGCAGCGUCCACGAUCUCUUCAUGGAGAAGCUCGGCCGAGCGAUGGACGCCGAGCUCCGUCUGGGUCACGGCUCAGAGCCCGACACCACGCAGGGGCCGCUCAUCAACGCCAGAGCUGCAGACAAGGUGGUCCACCAGAUAUUGGACGCCGUGUCCCGGGGAGCGAAGGUGCUGAAGGGCGGGCAGCGUCUGGACGGGUCCUUCAUGCAGCCCACGCUGCUGGCCGACGUCACCACGGACAUGAUCUGCAGCCAGGAGGAAACCUUCGGCCCGCUGCUGCCCGUCAUCAGGUUCAACACGGAGGAAGAAGCUCUGGCCAUCGCCAACGCAUCGAAUGUCGGGCUCGCAGGCUACUUCUACUCGCAGGAUGUGAGUCAGAUCUGGCGGGUGGCGGAGGCGUUGGAGGUGGGGCUAGUUGGGGUCAACGAGGGCCUCCUAUCCACCGCGGAGGCCACAUUCGGCGGAGUCAAACAGUCCGGUUUGGGCCGCGAAGGCUCCAAGUACGGCAUCGACGAGUAUCUGGACGUCAAGUACAUGUGCUUCGGAGGCCUGAAGCCCUGAAGGGACUCAUCAAGAAAGAAUAAGACUCGUAUAAAUGCAGUAAUCAUAAAGUAUAAUUAUUUUAUUAAAACCAAUUCAUAAUAACCCUUUACAAAUACCUUAAAUCUAAAUAAUUCUGAAGUCGUGUAUGUAAUGUGGGUCGGAGAAGAAACAUGGUCGUCUUAAUGUCCCGUCUGUUCAUAAGAAACUGUUCGUAUGUAGAAAAAGACAAAAAUCUUUCAGUAAUAAUUAUUAUAAAACAAAUAAUCAGUGUUUGACAUCAGAUAAAAUAUGUUUAGUAAAUGUUUGUCAGAAUGUUUGUGAUUCACACAAAAGGAUCAAAAGACUUUAUAUUAAAUGUAAAACACAUUUUUAUAAACUGUACGAUGUUGUGCUGUGUAGGGAGGGAAAUACUCUCUUCUGAUUGGCCCGAGGAAGAGGAGCUUAUAGAUGGUCGCUCUGCACCAAUCACAAUACAGAGUUGCUGUUGCUACGUCUGUCAAUCUUUCCAGUUUAGCACAGUUUACAAUAACUCACCAGAUUUACCAUCAAAAUUCAAAAUCCGUUUCAUAUUUAUAACCGGCAGCUGUUGUUGUAGCUUCGUGGGAAACUCCGUCUGCAGCCGAUUUAAUGCAGAUUCGUUUAAAAAUCAGAUCCCUGAACAAUAGAUUUAAAUAUUUAAUGUCUACAAAGAAAUAAAUAAAGAAAUAAAGGAGCAGCUUCGUUCGUGUGUUGUUGGUAAAGUUAUUCGCCUCUAAGAAUUAUAAGAAAGAAAACUGAACUUCAAACUUUCUAUAGAAACAUAUAAAGUGACUUUAACAGGCAACACAAAAGUUUUAUUGUUCACAUUUUCAAACAAUAUUUUUUUACUUUUCACAAGAGAAAAAGAUUUGAACAUGACACACGUGCUAACAUUAGCAUACGUUAGCAUCCAGUAUCACCCAGGACCGACUCCCACACGGUGGGUGUUCCUGAACGGAGAUCAUUCUCCUGUAAACUUUAACGUUUGUAAUAAAUAUCCCUGGAAGACGCACGGUUACUGCUGUAUGCUAACAAGCUAGUUAGCGUUAGCACACAAACACAGAUUCAUCUUUCCUCACUUGUUGCUUCUUAAAUCUUUGUUUGCACGAAGAAUAUAAAGAAAGAUACGACCCCUCAUGUCAGACCCUCAGCCUAGUUACGGUUGCUAGGCUUUGAUUGGACAAACUGUUCUGGGGGCGGGGUUUAGCAACCAGAACGUUGGUGCGGACGUCGUGAACCUCUAGCCAAUCAUAAUCCAGUAUUUUCUGGGACUCUGAUAUGAAAGUCGUGCCGCCGUUUGUGUAGUUUAUCCGGCGUUGGUCGUGAGGAUGAGAAUACUGUGACAGUGAAACACCACAUUGAUUAUUAUAUUUGGGUUUUAAUUACAUUAAACAAUUGCUGAUGUGUGACAUCCAUAUUUCAGCUUUCAGAAGAAUCAUAAUCACGAAUUGGAAGUUGACAUAAAUGCAAGUUACAAGUCAGAAACAUGAAACACGUGAACUUCAUCCAGCAGCUCAGACGUUUGUUUAAAGGUGAAGUCAGAUUUACUCUGAUAAAAUAAAGAUGUUUGUAAAACAUUGAGUUUGUCUGUUGGAGGCCUUUAGUGUGAAAUCUGUAUUUCCUGUAUAUUCUCACAUUUGAACACAUUAAGGCCUGUGCACUUUGUUUAGUGUCGAACGUUAGUCCCACAUUUCAAUAAUACAUUCAAUCAUUCCUUUAUUAGUCCCACAACGGGGACAUGAAUGAAUGAAUUAAAGGUGAAUACAUGAUGUGAUGUUUAAGAUGCACCUCAUUCUGUGAAUAAAAGAUUCUUGUAGUUCAGUCGUUGUUCCUGUGUAGCUUGAUGUUGUGCAGGUUCUGAGCCGCUGUUCCCUGAACGGUCCCUCUACAGUACGUUCAGUUGAACGCCUGAACGUCUCGUGUGUUGACCUCCAGUUCAACUUUAAGUUGGUGUUCAAUGACUGGAAGUAAUCAGCGCUGAGCUCGGCCGGUUCUCUGUAAACCUGUGAGUUUGAUUCGACUAAUUUGACCCUGAAACAGGAUUUUCAAGGUUUUUUAAAGCUGGUUUUAAAACUAAUCGUCAGUCGUUGAAAGAUGUCGUGACUCGAGAACAGAUUGUGUCGUUGGGAGAUGAAGAUCACAACAUUUGGAGAAACCUUCCUCCUCGUUAAGAGAUUCAAAUCUUGUAAUUAGGUCUUGACCUUUGUUUCAGAUAAAGAUGUCUUAGUAGAUGCACUAGGUGUCUCAAUAUACUGUUUAAUGUAACCAUAUAAUAUAACAUUUUAAUAAUAUUGCUUAAAUAAUCCAUCAUAACGUAGUUACAGACGCUCUCCACCUCUCGACACUCGUAUUUAUAAUUUAAUUAAUUUGCCAAAAUAAAAACGCACAAAGAAACAAACGAUAUAUAUAAAAUACUGAAUGCAUGCGAUAAUCUGAUGUGCGAUAGUGACGGCACCUCGUCGUUUUGAGAUUAACCAGCUUUAUAAAACUCCACUUUAUUAGUGAUGUCUGUACGAUAUAUUGUACUUCUGUACAAAUCUUACAAAGUUUGUUCAGUUUUUGUUUCAUUGUCAGAAAUGUGUAAACUCAAUGUUUUUGUAUUAAUGAGCUCAGAGUUAUUGUGAGUAUAAAUCCAACAGCGUCUCUGACUGAUGAUGAAACUCACAAUCAAAUCAACAUCAUAAUAAACUGAAAGUGCACUGGUCCACAUGUGAAAACCAGAAGACUGUGUUUCUAAUAUUAAGUGGAAUUAUGUCGUAUUUAACGUAAUAAAAUAUACAUUUUGUAUUUCUGAUAUGAAUAGAAAAUUAAAGAGGAAAUUGUAAUAGGA